Phragmites australis (common reed) is the source of this 1294-nucleotide messenger RNA. RefSeq names its product NAC domain-containing protein 90-like. NCBI's taxonomy places the organism in Eukaryota, Viridiplantae, Streptophyta, Magnoliopsida, Poales, Poaceae. Gene Ontology annotation, biological process: regulation of DNA-templated transcription. Gene Ontology annotation, molecular function: DNA binding. The record is from RefSeq and is a predicted model, not a curated record. The transcript has 3 exons. The coding region runs from base 219 to 980 and encodes 253 amino acids.
AAGCAUCCACACCUCAACUCACCAGUUCACCGUAUAAACCACCGCAGCGCGCGACUCUCCGAGCUGCAUGUGCAUGCUUUGCUCCCGGCUGCAGCAAGCCUCUCCCCGCCGGCCGGCCGCGCCGUAUGUUACCCGGUCGAGCGGACAAGUGGAUAACUAGCUAGAUACGUAGCGAAGAACAACGCGCACCGGCUAGCUCGGUGCGCGCGCGGAUCGACAUGGCCGGCGGCCUGCCCCCGGGAUACCGCUUCUACCCGACGGAGGAGGAGCUGAUAUGCUUCUACCUCCGCAACAAGCUCGACAGCCUCCGCGACGACAUCGAGCGCGUCAUCCCCGUCGUCGAUGUCUAUUCCGUCGACCCGUGGCAGCUCUCAGAGAUUCACGAGAGGCUGUGCGGCGGUGCGGGGGAGGGCGAGCCGUGGUUCUACUUCUGCCCGCGGCAGGAGAGGGAGGCGCGGGGCGGGCGGCCCAGCCGAACCACGCCGUCGGGGUACUGGAAGGCGGCGGGCACGCCCGGGGUCGUCUACUCCACCGACCGCCGCGCCAUCGGGAUGAAGAAGACCAUGGUGUUCUACCGCGGCCGCGCGCCGUUGGGGACCAAGACCAUGUGGAAGAUGAACGAAUAUAGGGCGCUCCAGUACGCCGCCGCCGCCACCGGUGCAACUGAUGGGUCCUACUCCAGCGCCCACGCCGCCGCACCACCAAGCCUUCCUCCGCAGCUGAGGAGCGAAUUUAGCCUGUGUCGACUGUACACCAAAUCCGGUACCCUGAGACAGUUUGACCGGCGGCCGCUCGCCGAUGCUACAGGCGGUUCUGGCGAUGAUCCAGGGCCAUCCACGGCAGCCGCCACGUCACCGGAUGAUGGCGAUGGCUCCGGCGACUCCAUGCAACCACAGCAGCAGAUGGAGAGAGGCCCGGACGAUCCAUACAGGGACGAUGUGGUCACCUUGGAUGCCCUUUUAUACUGGCCUGGAGACUAGAUGCGAUGCCUGCUCGGGUGCUCGUUCAAGUGUUAAAUGCACGCCCAAUUAUGACUUAGUUCUUUUUUCAAAAUCAAAUGUUGUUGAAAAUAACGUACGUACAUACUGAAUGAUCUACAUUGAGUAGUAUGAUAUGGUAUGAGGAACCAGAUAUCUUGUAGGUAACGGUUUAUCACUAGCCAUUUUUGUGCUAGAACAAGCUGAUGCAACCCGGACCGUAGAUUGAUUAGUAUAAACUAGAGAGACCUGGUAGCCCUAUGCUUCGUGCAAGCUCUUGUAACACAGUUACUUAACUGCAUACAAAUUUCAGAGAA